This is a messenger RNA of Musa acuminata subsp. malaccensis (wild Malaysian banana), 2857 nucleotides long. The record is from RefSeq and is a predicted model, not a curated record. Lineage: Eukaryota; Viridiplantae; Streptophyta; Magnoliopsida; Zingiberales; Musaceae.
GCCACCAAGACAACAGCUCGCCGGUUUGGCCGGCGCAUGUUGUGCUGUCAGCCUCCUCCUCCACCUCCUCAGCCCUCUUCCUUAUUUAUCCGGUCGAUUUAAUUUUUUGCUUGAUCUUGCGCACAUUUUCCUCAAUUUUGGCUCCCUCACUCCGCCCCAGCGCGACAAUCCAAGCGGAGGAAGGGGGAAGACGGCCCUCGUGAGACCGAAGGAGGCAGACGAGAUUUCUCUCACCGGGAAAGCUCGAUUCGGUGAUCCGAAUAAGGGUUCAGGUUUUAGGUUUAGAUUGUACUUGAAAUAGAAAUGGGCAAGCCGACUGCCAAGAAGAAGAGUUCACGAAGUAAACACAGUAAUACAAACUCGAAGCACAGCAAAUCCAACGAGCACAACCCAAAAGUCUACGAUGAGGAUACGACAAUAUUCAUCGACAUGGCUCGGGAUUUAAAAGAGGAGGGCAACAUGUUGUUCCAGAAGCGGGAGUUUGAGACAGCGUUGCUGAAGUAUGAGAAGGCCACUAAGCUGCUUCCGAAGAACCACAUUGAUCUUGCAUACCUCCACAGCAACAUAGCAGCUUGUUAUAUGGAGAUUAGCCCUGAGGAUUACCACCUUGCAAUAAACGAGUGUAAUCUAGCCCUCAAGGUCUCACCCAAUUACAGCAAAGCCCUACUGAAGAGGGCCAGGUGUUUUGAAGUCUCGAACAGGUUGGAUUUAGCCUGUAAAGAUGUCGAUCUUGUUUUGAGUUCAGAACCGAACAACCUCACAGCAUUGGAGAUUUCGGAACGAGUGAAGAAGGAAAUGGAGAAAAAGGGCGUCGUAUUAGAUGAUAAGCCACUUUUUCCACUGCCAGAAUCCUUGACAGUGAAAGAAAAGCCAAGGAAGAAGAAGAAUAGCCACAAGUCCAUGAAGAAGCUAGUUGAUAUGGGGGAGAAAUAUGCUGAAGUUAAGGAGAAGCCUAUGAAGAGCAUGAAGUUAGUUUUUGGGGAAGACAUAAGAUUGGCUCAGAUACCAGCUGAUUGUACAAUGUUGCAGUUGAGGGAGAUUGUUGGCAGCAAAUUUCCAAGCUUGAAAGCUGUCCUUAUCAAAUAUAAGGAUAAAGAGGGUGAUUUGGUAACAAUCACUACAUCUGAAGAGCUGAGAUGGGCGGAAAAAUCUGCAGACUCGCCAGGGUCUGUUAGGCUGUUUAUUGUUGAAGUUAGUCCUGAGUUUGAACCUUUGCUUGAAGAGGCAAAAAACAGCUCUUCAAGGAGGAAGCUGGACAUAGAAAAUAAUUCCAUAUCUGAAAGUGGGAACACAAGAAGUGAUGAUGACAGGGUCUCUUCAGUUUAUGUUGAUGACUGGAUUGUGCAAUUUGCUCAGCUAUUCAAGAACCAUGUUGGAUUCAGCUCUGAUGCAUCUCUGAACCUUCAUGAAUUGGGAACGAAACUAUAUUCAGAAGCAGUGGAAGAGACAGUCACAAGCGAAGAGGCACAGGAAAUUUUUCAACUUGCUGAGGAUAAAUUUCAGGAGAUGGCAGCUCUGGCCUUGUUUAAUUGGGGAAACGUGCAUAUGUCGCGAGCAAGGAAAAGAUUGUCCUUACCAGAAAAUGCCUCAAAGGAGUCACUGCUUGCACAGAUGAAAACUGCAUAUGAAUGGGCUCAGACUGAGUAUGUUAAAGCGGGAAAGUGUUAUGAUGAAGCCUUGGAAAUUAAGCCUGACUUCUAUGAAGGUCGUCUUGCGCUUGCGCUGCAACAGUUUGAGCAAACAAAACUUUCAUGGUAUUAUGCAAUUGGAAGCAAGGCAGAUUUGGAGAAGUGGCCAUCAUCGGAAGUCCUAGAGCUAUUCAACCAUGCCGAGGAUAAUACUGAAAGGGGAAUGGAGAUGUGGGAACAGAUAGAAGAUCAGCGGUUAAAGGGACUCUCUAAACCCAACAAGGAAAAAACCUUGUUGCAAAAGAUGGAUCUUGAAGACUACUUCACAGAGCCCUCAACUGAUGAGGCGGCAGAAAUUGCUUCAAAUAUGAGGUCUCAGAUAAAUAUAUUAUGGGGAACCAUUCUUUAUGAGCGGUCUGUUGUGGAAUUCAAAUUAGGCAUUCCAAUGUGGGAAGAGUGCCUUAAGGCAGCGGUAGAUAAAUUUAAGCUAGCAGGUGCUUCUCCAACUGACAUUUCUGUUAUGAUAAAAAACCACUGUGCCAAUGAAACUGCCCAAGAAGGAUUAGGCUUCAAGAUUGAUGAGAUAGUUCAGGCAUGGAAUGAGAUGUAUGAUGCAAAAAAGUGGAUAAGCGGUGUUCCAUCAUUUAGGCUUGAGCCUUUAUUGCGGCGACGAGUCCCGAAGCUGCAUGAUACAUUGGAGGCAUCAGUUUAGAAUUUAUGGGCAUUAUUGAGAAUAUCAAACCGUAUUUUGCUAUCUGCUGUCUGUGUUUUAAAUAGGUAUGUUUUAGUUCAUGGGCCGGUGCAUCUAAUUGUUUACUUUUGCGUAGAAGAGUUCGUUUCCGGAGUCAUAGCAAAAUUCUUUUUUUUUUUCCUCUCGUGUACCGGUCUGGUGAUACUUGCUCGUAGAACUGAACUUCUUCCGUGUGGGAGUGCUUUUUUCUUCCUUUCAUGCACCAGGCCGGGGAUCCUGGUGCUAUAUAUGUCUUGAUACUUGCUCAUGGAGCAUAACUUCUAUGGAGUUGAGAGCCUGACCAGCCCUCUUCAUGUUGGUUGCAGAAUUUUGAUUCUUUGUUUCUAAUGUUUUCCCUAGCAUAUUGUAUGUUAGUAUUCAUUUGUGCUAAAGGCUUGUUCUUCAUCUGUUGUAUAUUCAUUUUUUUGACCAUUAUGCUUCUGGUCUGUAUCGAACAUACAGGUUAUUAAUUUCAGAAAAAAAAAUAAUUUGAAUAAAU